Messenger RNA from Marmota flaviventris (yellow-bellied marmot), 4488 nucleotides. The record is from RefSeq and is a predicted model, not a curated record. NCBI's taxonomy places the organism in Eukaryota, Metazoa, Chordata, Mammalia, Rodentia, Sciuridae.
AUGGCAUAUAAUUGGCAAACAGAUCCAAAGCCUAAUGAAUCAGAUGAAGAGCAGUCUGAACAGCAAGAAUUUCACCUUGUAACCCAACCCAUGCCUUCUAGACAGGUCCCUCUGGGUUUUGAUCACCUAGUAGAUGAGAUCAGUAAUAAAAUUCCAUUCUAUCAGAAUGAAAUUGAAGAAAACACCUUUUUUGUGUCCAAUGCACCAGACCAGGAAACAAAAAGGCAUUCAUUGGAUAGAACACACCAAAUAUGCUUGAAUGAAUUCACUUCUGAAAUCCCUGAAUUCUCCUGGCAUCAAGUUGGAAAAACAUCAGCUAUUGGUUUUAGUGCUUCUGUGCUACCAAAACCUCAAAUCAUGAAUAAAGACAGCUCCUGGGAAAACUCCAUAGGAAAAUACCAUGUUAUUGAGGAUUCCAAAUGCAAUAUUUUAACUCCAUCAUCCACUAGUUUGGAUAAAAUUAAUCCACAAAGAGUACUGGAAAAUGAAAAUCCUAACUACCAUAUAGGAUUUGAAGGUAACCUUCCCCCUGUACAUCCAUCCUUCUCAACUGACAUCAUGCAAAAAGACGACAACAAAAGAAGUGGAAGCAUGGACACUGUAGAACCUUCUCCAAUAUUCAUUAAAGGCUCUUUUCUACCCAAGACGAGGGAAAACACAGGGCCCGAAAACAUUGAGUCUACAGAUUGUUCCAUUCAAAUCAUCGAAGUAACUCAAGGCACUAACACGACCCUGACCUCCUUUUGUGACAAAGUUAAAAAACUGAGAGAGGCAUAUCAUGCAGCUGACAUGAAUUCCAACUCUGGAAGGAUCUGGAGCGUCACUACAUCAUUCCCAUUUCAGCUAUUUUCUAACACCAAGUUCAAUAUAAAUAUUUUGGCUGAAAAUUCAGCACAACUACUUCAUCUUAUGCCAUAUGCUAAUUAUCUUGUCAAAGACCUAAUUGAAGAAAUUCUCCAUUUAUGUGCAAAUGACCAGCUCUCCCCCAAAGACCAUCUUCUAAGCAUAUGUGGCUCUGAAGAAUUUUUACAGCUUGAUCACUGUUUGGGGAGCCACAAAAUGUUUCAGAAAGAUAAAUCAGUUAUUCAGCUUCAGCUACAGAAAAAUAGGGAAGCUCCAGGAAAGUUAUCACGAAAGAAUGAAGACGACCACUGUCAGUUUCACCCAAACCAACUUCUAGAGUUUACACACAUUUGGAAAGUAUCCAGACAAUGCCUCUCAACAGUAAUCAAAAAGUAUGAUUUCCACCUGAAAUACCUAUUGAAAAACCAGAAAGAUCUAGAGUCUUGUCAUCUACAGCAAUAUACAGAUGAUGUUAUUGAAGAAAUUAAAAAUAUAUGCAGUGUUCUUGGGUGCGUGGAAACCAAACAAAUUACAGAUGCAGUGAACAAACUAAAUCUAAUUCUUCAAGGAAAAACAAAGAGUUUUCAUCAUGAUUCACAGACUUCAGUAAAAGGCUUUAUAGAGAAAGUGACAACUGAACUAUCCACAUCCAUCUACCAGCUUAUUGAUGUCUAUUGUCACAGCUUUUAUGCUGAUUUUCAGCCUGUAAAUGCACCUGGAAGCAUUUCCAGUGUAAAUCCUGGACUCCAUUCCCAUCUCAGCUUCACAGUCUAUGCGGUACACAACAUUCCAGAGGCAUGGAUGGGCAGCUAUAAAGUAUUUUCUUUCUCCUGCUGGCUUACAUAUGCUGGGAAGAAGCUGUGCCAAGUGAGAAACUACAGAAAUAUUCCAGUCAAAAAAUUAUUUUUUUUCUUAGUCAACUGGAAUGAAACGAUCAAUUUUCCUCUUGAAAUAAAAUCACUUCCAAGGGAAUCCAUGCUCACUAUAAAACUGUUUGGAACUGACUGUGCAACCAACAAUGCAGAUUUACUGGCCUGGACCUGUCUUCCAUUGUUUCCAAAAAAAAAAUCCAUUUUCGGGUCUCUGCUUUUCAGCAUGACAUUACAGAAUGAGCCUCCCAUAGAACUGAUAGCUCCAGGAGUGUGGGAUGGAAGUCAGCCAUCCCCAGUGACCCUGCAGAUUGAUUUUCCAGCUAUUGGAUGGGAGUACAUGAGACCUGAUCCUGAAGAGAACAGAACAUGUCUUGAAGAACCAACAAAAGAGUGUUUGAAACAUAUUGCCAGACUUUCACAGAAACAGUCUCCCUUACUACUCUCUGAAGAAAAGAAAAGAUACCUAUGGUUUUAUCGCUUCUACUGCAAUAAUGAAAACUGCUCCCUUCCUUUGGUCCUGGGUAGUUCCCCUGGAUGGGAUGAAAGGACUGUUUCAGAAAUGCAUAUCAUCUUGAGAAGAUGGACAUUUUCUCGUCCUUUGGAAGCACUUGGACUUUUGACUUCCAGUUUUCCAGAUCAAGAAAUUCGUAAAGUGGCAGUUCAACAAUUAAACACCCUCUUGAAUGAUGAGCUACUGGAAUAUCUCCCACAGCUGGUUCAGGCUGUCAAGUUUGAAUGGAACCUUGAAAGUCCUUUGGUGGAACUCCUACUGCACCGCUCCUUGCAAAGCAUCCAGGUGGCUCAUCGUCUUUACUGGCUGCUAAAAGAUGCACAGAAUGAAGUUUAUUUUAAAAGCUGGUAUCAGAAGCUGUUGGCUGCUCUCCAAUUCUGUGCAGGAAACGCCUUGAAUGAUGAGUUUUCUAAGGAGAGGAAACUCAUCAAAAUUCUGGGAGAUAUUGGAGAAAAAGUCAAGUCUGCCAGUGACCCUCGAAGACAGGAGGUACUAAGGAAAGAGAUUGGCAGACUAGAACAAUUCUUUCAAGACAUCAAUAGCUGUCAUCUUCCUCUGAACCCUGCACUAUGUAUAAAAGGGAUUAAUCGUGAUGCAUGUUCAUAUUUCACAUCUAAUGCUCUGCCAUUGAAGAUUACUUUCAUCAAUGCUAAUCCAAUGGGCAAUAACAUCAGCAUUAUUUUCAAGGCUGGAGAUGAUCUUCGCCAGGAUAUGCUUGUUCUGCAGAUUAUUCAAGUGAUGGACAACAUUUGGCUGCAGGAGGGCCUAGAUAUGCAAAUGAUCAUUUAUAGAUGUCUAUCCACAGGAAAAAACCAAGGACUGAUACAGAUGGUGCCUGAUGCUAUCACCCUGGCAAAGAUCCAUCGCCAUUCUGGGCUAAUAGGACCCCUGAAAGAAAACACCAUCAAAAAGUGGUUCAGCCAGCACAACCACUUAAAAGCCGAUUAUGACAAGGCCUUGAGGAACUUUUUCUAUUCCUGCGCUGGCUGGUGUGUGGUAACGUUCAUCCUGGGAGUCUGUGACCGUCACAAUGAUAAUAUCAUGCUGAUAAAGUCAGGCCACAUGUUUCAUAUUGACUUUGGAAAAUUUUUAGGUCAUGCACAAACAUUUGGAGGGAUAAAAAGGGACCGAGCCCCUUUUAUUUUUACAUCAGAGAUGGAGUACUUUAUUACAGAGGGUGGAAAAAACCCACAACAUUUCCAAGAUUUUGUGGAGCUUUGCUGUAGAGCAUAUAAUAUUGUCAGAAAACACAGCCAACUGCUCUUGAACCUGCUAGAAAUGAUGCUACAUGCAGGUCUGCCUGAGCUAAGUGGAAUCCAAGACCUGAAAUAUGUGUAUGAUAAUCUUCGUCCACAAGACACAGACCUGGAAGCAACAAGCCAUUUUACCAAGAAAAUAAAGGAAAGUCUGGAGUGUUUCCCUGUUAAACUGAAUAACUUGAUCCACACACUUGCACAAAUGUCAGCCAUCAGCCCUGCCAAAUCUACUCCACAGACUUUGCCCCAGGAAUCUUUUUUGCUGAGUACAACCAGAUCGAUUCAAAGAGCAACAAUUUUAGGGUUCAGCAAGAAACCCAAUAAUCUGUAUCUGAUCCAGGUGACCCACAGUAACAACGAAACAAGCCUGACAGAAAAAUCAUUUGACCAGUUUUCAACACUCAACAGCCUACUCCAGAAGCAAUUUGCAUCAUUGACUCUCCCAGAGUUUCCUCAUUGGUGGCACUUACCUUUUACAAAUUCAGAUCACAAAAGAUUCAGAGAUCUAAAUCAUUAUAUGGAACAGAUACUAAAUGGACCACAUGAAGUUGCAAAUAGUGAUUGUGUACUCAGUUUUUUCCUCUCUGAACCUGUGCAACAUGCAGUUGAGGAACCUUCACUUUUGGACCUAGGUGAGAAGUUUCCAGACAAGAAUCCUAAGGUACAGUUAGUGAUAUCGUAUGAGGAUAUGAAGCUGACCAUACUUGUGAAACACAUGAAAAACAUUCAUCUCCCAGAUGGCUCUGCGCCCAGUGCACAUGUUGAAUUUUAUCUUUUACCAUAUCCCAGUGAAGUUCGUAGGAGGAAAACAAAAUCUGUUUCGAAAUGUACUGACCCCACUUACAAUGAAAUUGUGGUAUAUGAUGAAGUCACAGAGCUCCAAGGACAUGUCUUAAUGCUUAUUGUGAAGAGCAAAACUGUAUUUGUAGGAGCAAUUAACAUCCAACUCUGCAGUGUCCCACUCAAUGAAGAAAAAUGGUAUCCCCUAGGAAACAGUAUAAUCUGA